AUGUGUGCAAGGAAACUAAAGUAUUCUUCAGGUGACGAGCUACCAUUGUUUGCUACCCCUGUUGAAGCGAUGCGGGAAGGAACACGUCAGGAAGAUCGUAGAAGGAGGCAGAUGGAAUACCAAGCUCCCAAAUAUGGAGGGAUGGCAAUUUCUCCGCAACCUACAGCUAACCAGCCUGGCGUCGGUAGUAAUAUUCAGAAACAAAGAUUACAUAUGCAAGGAAAUGGAAGUGCUAUGGAUUAUCAUGACCAACAACCUUACCAGCAAGGAGGCCACCAGUUCAAAAUGAACUCGCAACCUCAGUAUGGAAUACCACCACAACAGCACCAGCGUAUGCAGGCAGCGCAAACCCCUCAGUAUUCUAAUCAAGGUGGUCGUACACAGUCACAACCUCAAUCAUCACCAUAUGUACACCCACCUCAUGAUGUUUACUCACAUACACAACCACCACGCCAGCAGGUUCAUUCACAGCCUCAAAGCUAUCCACAGGCGCAGCAACAGUCGUUUGGACAUGGUAGCCAUCAGAACAGGCAGUAUCCUCAUCCGCAGUCACAGCCAUAUCCUAAUGCGCCUCAAGGACAGCGCCUAGCACCCGCUCAUAAUGGAAAUGGGCAGUAUGCCAUGCCACCACAACAGGUUUCUCGUCCUACAGGGGUUCCACAGCAGCCUCAGUCCAUGCCUCCUUCGCAGCAGCACCUACAGCCACCGCCUACACACUCUCCAAUGUUACAUCCAUCUUCUGCGCAACAGUUCCAGGCGCAGUCGCAGAGUCACUCUCCAAUGAUGCAUCCAUCUUCAGCACAGCAUUACGCUUUACCAUCUCAUAGUAAUCCAGGAAGUUUUGUUAACCUCCCAUCCGCUACUCCAAGUAACGCUUCUGGUCCAGGAGGACCAACUUCUUCUACGGAGGACCAGGAUGCAGUUGUUGCCAAAAGAUUGUUUCAAAAUCACGAUUCCCGUAAGCUUGAGCGUUUGACCGCAGAGGAAUUACAAAAUAUAUUGCAGAAUGAUGACAAUACCCAGUUCUGUAUGAGUUCCGUGAAUGCUCUCAUUAAUCUUUUUGGUGCAUCGAGAUUUGGUACUGUUAAUUUACCCGAAUUCACCUCGCUUUACAAAAGAGUAAAGAAAUGGCGAAUGGUAUAUGUUGAUAAUGACAUAAAUGGGUCCUUUACCAUUUCGGUAACAGAGUUCCAUAACUCACUUCAAGAGCUUGGGUACUUAAUCCCUUUUGAGGUAGCCGAUAAGCUAUUCCAACAAUACUCUGAGUAUAUGAAUAACAACAAACAUACUAAGGAACUUAAGUUUGAUAAAUUUGUUGAGGCAUUAGUAUGGUUAAUGAGAUUGACAAAGACUUUCAGGACGUACGAUACACGUCAGGAUGGAGUCGCUACUAUCCACUUUAAAGAUUUUAUAGAAACGUCCUUAUAUCUAGGAAAGUUUUUGCCGAGGUGA
Eremothecium sinecaudum is the source of this 1452-nucleotide messenger RNA. It is a transcript of the gene PEF1, whose product is annotated as Pef1p. The transcript has 2 exons. The record is from RefSeq and is a predicted model, not a curated record. NCBI's taxonomy places the organism in Eukaryota, Fungi, Ascomycota, Saccharomycetes, Saccharomycetales, Saccharomycetaceae. The coding region runs from base 1 to 1452 and encodes 483 amino acids.